This is a messenger RNA of Phodopus roborovskii (desert hamster), 2285 nucleotides long. RefSeq names its product zinc finger protein 11. Lineage: Eukaryota; Metazoa; Chordata; Mammalia; Rodentia; Cricetidae. Gene Ontology annotation, biological process: regulation of transcription by RNA polymerase II. Bases 125 to 2107 code for a protein of 660 amino acids. Gene Ontology annotation, molecular function: RNA polymerase II cis-regulatory region sequence-specific DNA binding; DNA-binding transcription factor activity. The record is from RefSeq and is a predicted model, not a curated record. The transcript is spliced from 2 exons.
UCUUAACCAAACAUGGUUCUCUAUUUUGCAAUAAACAGGCCUUGCUGUGUGUAAACUCUACCUGGUCUCAUUGCUGGAGCAGAGACAGGCGCCUUGGAAUGUGAAGAGACAAGAAUCAGGAACCAUGUACCCAGAAAAUCUUUGUGACAGUAAUGACUCUGAAAAAGCCUUUGAUCAACACACAAAACUUAGCAUCCAUCAAUGUGCGCAUAGCGAAGAGGAGCCAUACAAACAGAAAGACCGUGGCAAAGCUCUCAUUGACGAUUCAGCUUCUGAUCAGCAUCACAGGAUACACAAAGGAGAUUUGCCCCACAAAUGUAAAGAUUGUGGUAAAGCCUUUAAAUACCGCUCAAUCCUCUACCAACACCACAUAAUUCAUACUGCUGCGAGACCCUACAAAUGCAAAGAAUGUGACAAAGCCUUCAAGAGAAGAAGAAACCUUACACAGCACCAGCUGACCCAUAAAAGAGAGAAGCCAUACAAAUGUCAGGAGUGUGGCAAAGCCUUUACUACGCAUUCUACACUUACUCAGCACCAAACAAUCCACACUGGAGAGAAACCCUACAAAUGCAAAGAAUGUGGCAGAGCCUUUAAAUAUAAUUCAACCCUUACUCAGCACGAAGUCAUUCAUACUGAAGCAAAACCCUACGCAUGUCUGGAAUGUGGCAAAGCCUUCAAGAGAAGUCACACCCUUAGUCAACAUCAGAUCAUCCAUAAAGGAGAGAAACCAUACAAGUGUAAAAGAUGUGGGAAGGCCUUCAGUAAACACUCAUCUCUUACUCAACACCAAGUAAUUCACACCGGAGAGAAGCCCUAUGAAUGUAAGGAGUGUGGAAAAGCCUUCAGAUACCAGUCAACCCUGACUCGACACCAAAUACUUCACACUGGGGCGAAGCCCUACCAAUGUCCAGAGUGUGGCAGAGCCUUCAAUAACAGUUCAACCCUCACUCGACACCGGGUUAUCCACACGGGACAGAAACCCUACAAAUGCCAGGACUGUGGCAAAGCCUUUUACUGUUCCUCAUUCUUGAUCCAGCACAUGAAAACUCAUUUUGAAGAGGUUCCCUACAGAUGCAAAGAGUGUGGCAAACCCUUCAGGCUUUCCUCACAGCUUAUUCGACACCAGAGAAUCCAUACCGGAGAGGAACCUUACAUAUGUAAGGAGUGUGGCAAAACCUUCAAAUACCACUCAAACCUGACUCGACACCAAAUACUUCACACUGGGGCGAAGCCCUACCAAUGUCCAGAGUGUGGCAGAGCCUUCAAUAACAGUUCAACCCUCACGCGACACCGGGUAAUCCACACGGGACAGAAACCCUACAAAUGCCAGGACUGUGGCAAAGCCUUUUACUGUUCCUCUUACCUGAUCCAGCACAUGAAAACUCAUUUUGAAGAGGUUCCCUACAGAUGCAAAGAGUGUGGCAAACCUUUUAAGUGUUCGUCACAGCUUAUCCGACACCAGAGGAUCCACAGUGGAGAGAAGCCCUACAUUUGUAAGGAGUGUGGCAAAGCCUUCAACUGCACUUCCUACCUUACUAAGCAUCAGCGAAUCCAUACUGGGGAGAAACCCUAUGUGUGUAAAGAGUGUGGCAGAGCCUUUAACUGUUCUUCCUAUCUCUCUAAGCACCAGAGAAUUCAUACUGGAGACAGACUCUACGAAUGUAAAGAGUGUGGCAAAGCCUAUCACUUUUCCUCACAGCUUAACCGACACCAGAGGGCCCACACCGGAGAGAAGCCCUACAUGUGUAAGGAGUGUGGCAAAGCCUUCAGCUGCUCUUCGUACCUUAAUAAACACCAGAGGAUCCAUAUUGUAGGGAAACCCUAUGUAUGCGAGGAGUGUGGCAAAGCUUUUAACUGUUCUUCAUACCUUGCUAAGCACCAGAGACUUCAUACUGGAGACAGGUUAUACAAAUGUAAAGAGUGUGGCAAAGCCUAUCACUUUUCCUCACAUCUUAACCGACACCAGAGGGUUCACACCAGAGAGAAGCCCUACAUGUGUAAGGAGUGUGGCAAAGCCUUCGUUACGUCUUCCAGCCUGAAACGGCACCAGGACACGCAUAUGCAAGUGAAACCCAACAGUGGAGAGAAUUUGCCCAAGCCUCGAUAGUGAGGUAUUUGUCACUGGAUAGUUCAUAGAGGAGAAAAAAAAAACCCUACACAUGGAGUUCCAGGUUUUAACAACUGCUGAAUCUUUUCUUCACACCAAAAGGUUCAUACAUGCAGGAGACACUACAAGUGUGAGAGACUCAGCAAAACCUUUAACAGGUGUGUAGCUGUUAUCCCAU